GUUGAUAUAACUCUACCAGGAAGUGACGAUAAAUUCCAGUUUAUUUAGUUAGAUAUAUACAUUUCCGCUAGCUUGUUGCCGUAUGUUUUAGGGCAGUGAUGGGAUAUGCAUCGAGGACUGAACCGCUUGGAAAAUCUUGUACACCGGACAGCCAAAAUGCCGUCGAACAGCCAUACAUCAUGUUGGAAAAGCCUGUAUAUUCGUAUAUGCUACAGAAAUUGUGCCUACUACUGCUUGAGGGAGAAGAAAUAAUUUUUUAAAUCAGAGUGUACAGAUAUUGAAUGAGUUUUCAAG
Molecule: messenger RNA, 294 nt
Organism: Acanthoscelides obtectus
Lineage: Eukaryota; Metazoa; Arthropoda; Insecta; Coleoptera; Chrysomelidae
Source: the annotation of a GenBank genome assembly